Messenger RNA from Papaver somniferum (opium poppy), 522 nucleotides. RefSeq lists its product as uncharacterized. Lineage: Eukaryota; Viridiplantae; Streptophyta; Magnoliopsida; Ranunculales; Papaveraceae. The transcript has 3 exons. The record is from RefSeq and is a predicted model, not a curated record. The coding region runs from base 160 to 522 and encodes 120 amino acids.
UUAAACCCCCCCUUCUCUCUCUCAUCAUCUCUUUUCUUCAUCGAAGAACCCUUCUUCUUCGUCCUCGCCGUUACAGAAAACCCUAUAUUUCCUCUCAAAUGUUUCAAACCUUAGUUCCUUCCUCUAGAAUCUCUCUCUUUUUAUUCAAAAACCUCAACAAUGGCAGGAGGAGGAGUUACCUCAAGAGAACAGAUAAUUUCUUUACUAAAAAACCAAGAAGAUUUAGCUGUUAAACAAGCUAAAGAUAUUCUUUGUUCUAUUGAACCUUCUUCGCUGGUUGUUGAUCUUUUUCCUUACAUUGUUGAACUUCAGGGUUCUAAUGAAGUUUUGGUUCGGAAAAUUUUGUUAGAGUUUAUGGAAGAGCUUGGGUUGAAGGUGAUGGAUCAAUCAUCUGUAUUCAUGCCCGUCUUUUUGGCAUUAUUGAAAGAUGGUGCUUCAUCUGUUGUACGGCAGUCUAUUGUUAGUGGGACAAACUUCUAUUGUGGCGUUCUAAAAGAGAUGGCACUACAGAGCUUUUGGUGA